Dermacentor albipictus is the source of this 7993-nucleotide messenger RNA. RefSeq names its product Protein kinase C (gene Pkc98E). NCBI's taxonomy places the organism in Eukaryota, Metazoa, Arthropoda, Arachnida, Ixodida, Ixodidae. Gene Ontology annotation, biological process: protein phosphorylation. Gene Ontology annotation, cellular component: cytoplasm; nucleus. The record is from RefSeq and is a predicted model, not a curated record. Gene Ontology annotation, molecular function: diacylglycerol-dependent serine/threonine kinase activity; ATP binding.
UUUUCUUGGACGAAGUGCGCGUCGGUGCGCUGGCAAAGUAAAGGAGCGCGCCCGACGACUGCGGCUUCGCGGACACAUUGCGCGUGCGCCGCGGCCGUUUUUCGCGCAUUGUGGGAUAGCUGGCUUGACCCGCAUAAUUAGUCCUCGCGAAAUCGGCCGUUUCGUGGGGGCCGGGAAACGAAGUAAUUCGGUGGCGGUCUUUGCCGAUUUCGGGUGAAGCCGCAGGGACGUCCGAGCCGCGCAGCGGACGACGAGCCGGGCGUCGGUAUGCGCGGAUCGCGGCGCUACGAGGGCCGCUGAGCCCUGCGGGAAGAACCCACCGCCGGCGCGCAGAGAGGCCAACCGAAGAGCUCCGGAGAGAGAGUGAGUACUCCCCGCAGACAUGCCAAGCUUUACGGGCACCGUCAAGCUGAAGAUAUGCGAAGCCGUGGAACUCAAGCCGACAGACUUGACCACACGGCACGCGAAUGUGGUCGGCUCGAAGCCUCAACUGAUGCUGAUAGACCCGUACGUGUCCAUCAAUGUCGAUGAUAUCCUCAUCAGCCGAUCCAGCACCAAGCAGCGGACCUUCAAGCCCGUCUGGAACGAGUACUUCACGGCCGAGGUGCACGGCGCCCAGAACCUGGGCUUCACCGUGUUCCACGCGGCGCUGCCUUCGGACGACUUCGUCGCCAACUGCAGCGUCUCCUUCGACGAGCUGGUCAACUCGGCCAAGGAGCAAGGGAGCAACGAGAACGACAUUUGGAUUGACCUCGAACCCGGAGGCAAGAUCCAUGUGGUCAUUGAACUCAUCUCGGCGGAGAAUGUGGUGGCGGAGAAGCCGCGCGAGUUCAAGCAGCGGCAGGGCCUCAACCGGCGCCGUGGGGCCAUGCGGCGUCGGGUGCACCAGGUCAACGGCCACAAGUUCAUGGCCACCAUCCUGAGGCAACCCACCUUCUGCUCUCACUGCCGUGAGUUCAUCUGGGGCCUAGGCAAGCAAGGGUACCAAUGUCAAGUUUGCACGUGUGUAGUUCACAAGCGAUGCCAUGAGUUCGUGGUUACCAAAUGUCCCGGCAUGAAAGACAGCACCAACGAUGAGCUGGCAGCGGGCAGCCGGUUCAACAUCAACAUCCCACAUCGGUUUGUCGUCCACAACUACAAGCGACCAACCUUCUGCGACCACUGUGGUUCCAUGCUGUAUGGACUGUUUCGACAGGGCCUCCAGUGUGAAGCAUGCAACAUGAAUGUACACAAGCGCUGCCAGAAGAAUGUUGCCAACAACUGCGGCAUCAACCCGAAGCAAAUGGCCGAGAUCCUCAGCGCCAUGGGUAUCUCCGGUGACAAGCUUACCAAACGCAAGAAGAAGCAAGGAAUAUCCCUCACCCAAGAGAUAUAUAACCAGACCUCCAUCAGUGAAUCUCCCAACAAGUUGACGCAGUCCGUGUCUGAAAGAUCGCACACGUCCCCCUUGCCGGCCACUGCGGAUGAGGAGAAGGGUGUGCCGGGCAUGAGCUUCGGGGCCUACGACAUGCUGUCACUGACAGACUCGUACGGGCAGCUGUCACUUCAAGUGCCAGACACGGGCGGCGAGCCUGUCGAGAAAUUCUCUCCCACACCGAGCAGCCGCGACAGUCGGCGGCUGCGCAAGUUUGGGUUGGAGGACUUCCUCUUCAUCAAGGUGCUCGGCAAGGGCAGCUUCGGAAAGGUCAUGCUAGCCGAACGCAAGGGCACAGAAGAAGUGUAUGCUGUGAAAGUGCUCAAGAAGGAUGUCAUCCUGCAAGACGACGACGUUGACUGCACCAUGACGGAGAAGCGCAUUCUGACGCUGUCCGCCAAGCACCCGUUCCUCACAGCCCUCCACUGCUGCUUUCAGACUGAGGAUCGACUGUUCUUCGUCAUGGAGUACGUCAACGGUGGAGACCUGAUGUUCCAGAUUCAGAAGGCGAGGAAGUUUGACGAGCCGCGAGCACGAUUCUAUGCAGCCGAGGUGACGCUAGCCCUCAUGUUUCUACAUCAGUACGGAGUCAUAUAUAGGGAUUUAAAACUAGACAACAUUCUCUUAGACACGGACGGUCACUGCAAGAUCGCAGACUUUGGCAUGUGCAAGGAAGGCAUCAAGGAUGGCGUCACGACGACCACCUUUUGUGGUACACCGGACUACAUCGCUCCAGAGAUCCUGCAAGAGUUGGAGUAUGGCCCAUCAGUGGACUGGUGGGCGCUAGGUGUGCUCAUGUACGAAAUGAUGGCGGGCCAGCCGCCGUUCGAGGCGGACAACGAGGACGACCUCUUUGAGUCGAUCCUGCACGACGACGUCCUCUACCCAGUGUGGCUAAGCAAGGAAGCCGUUUCCAUACUCAAAGGGUUCAUGACCAAGAAUCCUGCCAAGCGGUUGGGCUGCGUGGAGUCACAAGGUGGUGAGCAGGCCAUUUUGAGCCACGCUUUCUUCAAGGACAUUGACUGGGAAGCCCUGGAGGCCCGCAAAGUCAAGCCACCCUUCAAGCCCAAGAUUAAAACUAAGCGCGACGUGAACAACUUUGACCAAGACUUCACCAAGGAAGAGCCGGUGCUGACACCGGUCAACUCGGAAGUGUUGCGCAACAUUAACCAAGAGGAGUUCAAGGGCUUUUCCUUCGUCAACGAGGACUUCAAUCCGGCCAGGUUUGCGGGCGAGGGCGGGCCCGCGACAUAGUGCCUCCUCCGCACGUGACGGGUCGCCCUUUCUAGUCACGCCCCACACGCGCACACACCAUCCACCAUCACUCCGUUCCUUUCCCGCCUUCCCUCUGGCGGAUGCAGUGCCUGGCUGGCCCAUUCAACCUUUCUCCUCUCGACCUCACACUUUUCCUGUCCCCCCUUACUUUUCUUUUCCGAUUGGUGGUUCUUUUCCAACCAGGUGGUUCCCUGUAUGCCGCACACCUGGCCACACUCUUAGCGGCACCGUCUUCUCCCAUAGCGCAACGCCGUAGAGGCACUGUCGCUGUGGCAUGCACGGACUCCAGUUAAAGCGGUUUCUUUUCUCGCACGCAGCAACGACGACAUUUUGGCGGGCCUUGUAACUCCGAUGGUAGUAGCCUCCAGGCGGGGUUGUGACAGGCAAUUCGCAGACCCCAAACCUGUUAGCAUUUCCACGCAGACACAAUUAGUAGCCGAGACACCUGUCGACGCACUGCCGAAAUCUCGCCGUGUCUCGUCGUCGUGCUGCUUUAUUGCUCUUUCGUUGAAGGCCGCGGCGGCACUGUUCGAAAUACCCUUCCCGCUGCCCUUUGAACUCCAGAAUGUUACGUGAGCCGGGUUUGCCGGGCCAAACGUCUGUGCCGUGGUCGGAAGCAGCAGGUGGAAAAGGUGGCGCUCAGGCACCCAUUUCUAGUCUAGUCCAGAGCCGAUCUUGUUUAGUGCCAUGUGCCCUGGGCUGCUACGACUGGCCCAGCCAUAAAGGCUGGCCUCAUUUCACAGUUGUUUUGUUUUUUUCAUCUCCUUGGUUUCGCUGCAAAUAUACUUCAUUGCUUUGCUCGUUGUCUGAAAUUUCACAAAAUUUCGCAUGUGUGCAUCUUCUCCAUCCUCCGCAACAUCGCUUUGUGUUUCGAGGGGAGCCUCGAAUAGUUUGUUUCAGGCAAAAGCGUGUCUUGUAGGUGGCCAUGUUCCUGAAAGGACAUCAUAUAGUGUUCGUUAAUUAGGCAUCUUAUUACAUAAUUUCUAGGUUUUAUUCUUGCUUUUUCUUUUCCCCUUGACACUACCGUGUCAAUUUUUUUGAUCCCACCGUUCUACUUCCAGGUCACUGCAUCAAACCUUAUUACUAGCCGUGACUUGUUUUCGCUGUGUUCAUAAUGCAUAGUAUUUAUUUAUUUAUUCUCUACAACUUCCAUGGACUUUAGAAAGGAGGGGUAAUCUCGUUAGAUGUGCAUGUUUCAUGUCUGUAAGCAGCGGUCAGAAGGUCUUGUUUGUUUUGUCCAUUUGUUUUGUUUCGUUUCAUCCAUCCAUCAUUCAGCACAUCCUGGGCACAGGUCGAUAAUGCUACCAGGCUAAUCUCGCACAUCAGUCAAGGCCCACAUCUGCUGUUCCCCGGAGUUUUGAAGUUGACAGUGUCAACUUGUUGCCCGUCUGAUCCAGGCUCUCUUAGCAAGCACUGGUGCUGGUCAAUGUGGAAUUGGCUAUGAGGGAACACAGAGAAAUGGCCGGAUUUGUCAGUUCUUGGUACACUUUAAAAUUGCACUGAGUGGCUGAACCAAGCUUUCUUAUUUAUAUUUCUCUAGGCUUCUUGUGGAAGCUUCACCUUCGCCAUUGGGCCACAGUUUGGUUGUGCAGAAGAGGAGUACAGUUUGAGUGCAUGUCUUAUGCUUGUCAAUUAAUUGGUAUACGCUACACUGAAGGUGUUGCGCUUGCUAUAUUUUCACAAGUGGAUCUAAGUCUUUGCAACAGGUUGUAGAGUAGCGAGCGGGGUAAUCAUAUGCCGGUGAAUAUCUGUGUUUCAGGUAUAAAUGGCUGCAAGUUCUCUGGGAACAUGUUGGGCAAGAGAGUCAUGCCACCCAUGAGAUAUGUCAAGUAUUAAAGAUCAUUGUUGAUUCCCUUCCCUUAAAACAGACGCUUGGUGUGAUGACACAAUUCUGUGGAUGGCUGUAGGCCACCCACCACAACAAAGUAAAUGGACUUUGCCCUCCUGUGACUAAAAAUAUUCCAUCCUCCAGUUUGUCUGGAAAUCUUCAGUGCGUCUGCAAAUAUUGGCUUGCUCUCACGCACGCGUAAUCGUUGAUAAGCUUGUCGAGCAAUCAUGCUAGUCAACUUCGACUGGGUUAGCGACUCCUAAAAUAAUUGGUAUGUACAGCCUUUGUCAAAAGAACCAAAGCCACUGCACGCAUGGCCAUAGCUGACUCUAGGGUGCCUUGUCAGCUGCCUAUGGCAUCUGCACUGUGGGGAGAGGAGUGAACUUCCCCAUUUUUAUUUUCUAACGCCAGAUGUCUUGACAGGCACAACGUGACGUAGCUGGUACAGAACAACACUUGGUCUCCCUGUCAUAUAUUGACGAAGGCUGCACCUAACAUUUGUCUUGAAGUAGUAUCGGCCCGGUUUUGACAAUGAGUGAGCAGUAGCGUGUGGUACUGCCUGCGCUGCUUGUACGACACACCAAAGAAAGAUAGGUGCUUGUGCCUUCGUAACAAGUGGCACACUGUAGCUUCCAGCUGCAUGUCUGGUCCCACUGGUCUGUCAGUCCCCCAACACAUGUUGCAUGAGAGGUUUCCAAAGACAGACAUGUUCUUUGACUUGAUCCUACCUAGGAGUAAAUAGUACCGCAACAUCGUUGCAUUUAGAUAACGCUUUGAAGGAGGAAAUUUGUGUUUGCAGCAUUGCGCCACUGCUGUUUGGACGAAGCUCGCAUGGGUCCAACACGUGGGACUCGUUCCAAUGAUAGCCUCAGCGUAGCUGUGAUUACGGAGUCAUCAACACAGUGCCCUUGUGCUUUUCUUUUUUUUUUUUUUUUUCGUGACCCAAAGGCCCCAUGCGAUGCUGUGUUCCAUGUUGUGUCCCACUCUGUUCAUUGUUUUCUGCUUAGUCUCUUUUUUCUCCUUCUUAGGUCAUUUGACUUGUGCAUCAGUAUUUAUUAUUUGUUGUCACCGGUUCAGCCAUACAUGCCCAGUGGCUUUACAUUUCAGCCUCUUAGCACUGGCAGAUGCGCCCCCGCGGUGCACCGAACAGCUUGUGCAUUUCGCACUUUCCAAAGAUUUCGUCUUGCCCUGCUGGCAUCUUUGUGCUAUUUUGAAGAUCAUGGAGAUAUUGUGCUUUGCUUAAGUUAGUACUAAGUACCAUGUAGACUGCUUGCAUUGUGCUUUUCUGGUACUGAACUGUUGAUAUUGUUUUUUUUUUUGUUUUUUUCCUAUGCCCUCGCAUAUGUGGUAAACUAAGCCUCACUCCCUGCACCGUAAAGCAGAUGGCCGAUCCAGAUUUUCUGUAACCGUGUAUGUGGGAAAUGUUGUCAUUCUGGUUGCUGUGAGCAGACCAGUGUUGUGCCUGCAGCGUAAUGAAAGUACCGUGGGACUCCUUUAUAAUGUAACCAAAGCUUUAUUUAUGUUUGGAACUUCGAAGAGAAACCUUGUAGCUUCUUCAGUUCUUGUCGAAAAGGUUGAUGAUCAUUUCUUUGGAAAAGUCACACAUUGUUUGUGAAGCACUGUUGCGAAAUCAGUGUAAAUUCGUGCUCCUUAUGCCUUGCAUCAUACAAAAAAAAAGAAAAACUUGCUGAGCGCUUGUGUUCUUGAUGUAUGUGUCACAAUACCUGCGUUAAGCAGUUACCACUACUGAGCAGCUCUUGCAUUAUGUGCAGCCACUUGCAGAAUUUAUUGGGACACAGAAGCGACAUUGGGAGUUAACCUACAAUCUGGAUGUGCAUUGUGCGGCUUAUGUGCACGAGCGUGGAGCGUAUGCCUCGGCUCUCGGCUGUAUGCUUGAUACAUGCUAGAAACUUUGCUUUGUUAUGAUGUCACUGUUCUAAAAACGUCUGCGAGCGUUUGUGCGUACAUUCUCAUUAUUGUCAAACCUCUCAUUAGUUUGCAGGCUAAGGAGGUUGUCGCAUAUUGUCAAGCUAUUUCAAUUGCAAUCUCGAUUCGAUUGCCAAUGUGUCAUUAUAACUACACUCUGAGACUGCAACGAGGAACACGUGUUUCUCUUACUGUGUUCUCGCGUCGUACAGUUGACUUUUGUUUGACAUCUGUUUACACGACCCACCUUUUCAAUUCAUUUGCUUUGAAAAACCAUGAAAGGUGGCAUUUUAAACAUGUCCAUAAACUUUAACGUGGGUUAUUUGAACUGUUCUCUUCGUGUCUCAGACAAAGGGCGAAUUAUCAUGAGCUAACUGUGUCUGCACAGCUGUACUGUUCAGUUGUGUUGAUUUUGCACAUGGCACAUCUUUUGUUAUCCCCUUAUAACCAGUGGUCGUAACCAUUUGCAAAAGCGCAGUUAGUCGUGUAAAUGUGAGUUUGCUCAUUCAUUGGGAUAAGUCUCUGAUGCAGUGCUGUUGUAGUGUGGGUUAACUGCAUUGAAUUUGCAUUAAAUUGAUGAUAGUUUGUUUUAGUCUUUCUUAACAGUAGUGCCCCACCAUCUCUCAGCAUUUGUGCCAUGUCAUUGUAGCGGCUUGUUGCUUUUAAUGCUAUGUGCAGUAGUUAUGUCUGUGUGUAUUGGCACACUGUUUCACGUUCGUUUCAGUUUCGAGGAAAUUGUAAAUUAUAAUGGCUCAGCAUCUUUUGUUCCAAGUUUUCUUUCUUUUUUUUUUGGUAUAAAAGAAGACUGCCGUUUCACAUAACAAAAUACUCACUUGCACACAUCAGAGAGUGCAUCAGACAGUGCCAAACUGUUUGGUGCAUGCUGUGUGCACAUGUACAUAAUGUAAAUGUAAGUUGUUGGUUGAUGAAGCAUUGCUGUGACUUUUCUUUAUGCCUGCUUUUGUCUGCCUUGUUUCUUUUCAGUGGAUUCCUUUGUUUCUUUCUUUUUUUGCAUCUAUGUGAGUGGAGCAGAUAGAGAACAUACGUAAACUGAGCAAUGUGUUUGGCCAGAGUGUGGAUGUUGAGUAUAAAUAUGCUUGUUGUACAAGGCUUGCUACUUUGCCAACUCUGGAGAACACAAGAAUGUGUGCUGCGGCUUUCGUGAAAUUGACUCACUCUGACUUAUGGAUUGACCUUUGUUUAUAUUUAUAUAGUAAAAAAUGCAGCUAAAAUUAAUUGUGAUUGUGGGGUCAAGUGUGCAGUAAACGAUGGCAGCAUCCAGACACAGCGCAUGCCCAGCACCUUCCAAGCGUGCUUGCUUUUGUAAAAAUGGCCAUUUUGUCUCCAUCCAAGCACUGCAUUGCAGUGCGUUGCAGUGCGUGAAGUUUGCUUUAUAAAGUUUUGUUCUCACGAGAGUGAGGUGACAAUGUGGAGAGAUGUUUUUCAGUGCUCGUCAUCAUAUCGCCAUGGUGACAAUAGUUACCUUUCAGUGAAUGCUGUGUGCAAAGGUGUUUCAAUGUUAUAAAUCACAGCUCUUGGUUCAACCUUGA